AUGAGGGCCAUUCUGACUUUAGUGGAGCCAGUGGUUGUCAUCAAUAGACUGGGGACGUCCUUCUUUGAGAUGGCCCUCACACAGACCGUGUACAAUCAGUCGCUGAAGGCAACAGCAGGAGACAGCGAUCGGGCGCAGGCAUUAUCCUCACGCUUUCUUCUUGUUCAGAGUGUGCUGUCCUCUGUGGCGGCCAUGUUGUCCAUUAUACCACUGAGCCGCAUGGCAGACCGUCAUGGACCUAAAGUCUUCCUGGUGGCCUCUCAAAUGGGUUCGGUUUUGGGCAUGUUCAUGCUUGUCAUCUUCAUGUACUGUGAAGUUCCUCUGGAGUUUCUGUACUUGGGUUCUUUGCUGCAUGGUUUGAGCGGAGGCGGGCCGAUGUUUUGGGCCGGGGUGGCGGCUCUGGCGUCUCUGAGCUCGGCGCAGGGCAAACGCACUCUUAAACUCAACAUCGUUGACUUCUGUUUUGGGGUCGCAGGGGUCGUGGGAGGUCUCCUGUCUGGAUAUCUGUACCAGAUGGGACCAUCAAUUCUCCUCCUGACAGCAAUUCUAGUCAGCGUUGUGGCAUUACUGUACUCUGUGUUUGCCCUCACUGACUCGAGAAGUUCGCUCUCUGAGAGUGAGCCGUUGCUGGCUGAAUCCGAAAAUGGGAAAACGAUGGAUCGAGUCUCUGUAGGCAUGCUGAUGACAGCAAUGGUGUUGUUCAUGCUAGGCAUGGUUGGGGCAGAAAAUGUGCUUCAGCUGUAUGUGCUGAAGCCCCCCCUGAGCUGGGACUCGGUUUGGGCCGGAUAUGGCAGGGCCGCCACCAGCGCCAUGUACCUGAGUAGCUUCAUAGGGGUCCUGGGUCUGUUCAAAGUGUUGGGAGACACAGCCCUCACUCUACUGGGUAUUGUGUCCAACUGUACUGGGAUGGCAAUCAUGGCAUUCGCUGUAGAAAGCUGGGUCUACUUCCUGGCUAGAGGGAUCAUGAUGUUUGCCUGCGUUCCCAUGCCAACACUGCGAGCCAUGCUGUCCAAGAAUCUGCAUCCUCAGCAAUAUGGGCGAGUCUUUGGGCUGCUCCAGCUGGUUCUAGCUGUGACUGAUCUCUUGUCCAAUGUCUUUUUCACCUCCAUUUACCCAUUAACUCUCGGCUGGUUCAGUGGCUUCUGCUUCCUCCUCUCCUGUGCUAUUAGUUACAUCAGUGCUGUCCCGAUCAUUUAUCGAAGUGGCAGAGACUUGAGACUUGGAUCCAUUUGAGAUGUUGAACACUUGAAAAUGUAUCUGUUUUUAUUUUGAUUCAGUACUACGGAGCCCCUAAUGUGAUGAAAAUAAAAAUAAAAAUAGCAUAACAAUUAUAUUAUUACCUGAGAAUAUCUGCAUUCACUCACAAAACCUUUGCGUUCUCACACAAAAGUAUUGCAAUACCCAAGAAAAUUUGUGUUUGUUCACAAAACUACUGCGUUCUCUCCCAAAAGCAUUGCAUUCUCUGAUAAACUUUGAAUUUGCUCACAAAAUCUUUCUGUUCUCCCGGAAAAAAAAGUACUGCAUUCCCAGAGAAACUCUGUGUUUGCACACAAAACUUUAGCAUUCUCUCCACAACGUUUUGCAUUACCUAAGAAACUUUGCAUUCGCUCACAAGACCUUUCCAUAUUCUCACAAAAAUAUUGCAUGCCCACAGAAAAUUUCAAGUUGUGCUUGCAAAACUUUUGUGUACCCUGAAAACUUGACAAAAUUUUUGUUUUUCCCCAAAGUUUCAGAUCCUCUUGUAAAAGUUUUGCUCGCUCACAAAAAUGUUUGCAUUUUCUUAAAAAGAAUUAAAUUCCCUGUGAAUCUUGCAAAAGCACUGAAAUACAGUUUUUUCCUCCCGCCUUAUGUUAUUUCCAUAAUUCGUUUUUCAUUUGCGCACAAAAAUUUUGCAAACAAAUAGAAAACUUUUGCAACUGAAUUUGGAACUUUAGCGAAAGAACAAAAAUAUUUUGCAAGCAAAAGUACAGUUUCUCAGGGUAAUGUAAAAGCAUGGACAUUUCUUCUCAUGACUAAUGUCCCUUUAAGGGCUCUGUACAUUUCUCUCAGAUAUUAUCACAUAACAUCAUAUCUAAUGUCUGAUUUCCACUAAUGCAUAAUAUAAAAUUUGAUUGCAAUAAUAAAAAGCGCAAUACAUAAUAUAAUGUCAAAGAACUGGAGAACUAAAAUAAGUAUGAUGCAAAAGUCUUUCCAGCUUUCUUGCAGGACACAUAGUUUGGUAAGAUAAGUAUUGUUUAUGGUGAAAAUAGUUUAAGGUCUUAAUAUAAAAUACUAUUAGCAUUUUAGGACUGGACACAUGAAGUGUCUAUCAUGCAAUACGUUUUUCAUGUUAGAGAGCAGCAUUGCAUAUGGUUUUCUAUUGUUGCAGUAAAUAGUCUGUGUUUCUUGUAUGUGUUAUUCUCAAUAAACCUCCUUUAAA
This is a messenger RNA of Onychostoma macrolepis, 2419 nucleotides long. RefSeq names its product thymic stromal cotransporter homolog. Gene Ontology annotation, biological process: transmembrane transport. Lineage: Eukaryota; Metazoa; Chordata; Actinopteri; Cypriniformes; Cyprinidae. The coding region runs from base 1 to 1233 and encodes 410 amino acids. The record is from RefSeq and is a predicted model, not a curated record. Gene Ontology annotation, cellular component: membrane. Gene Ontology annotation, molecular function: transmembrane transporter activity. The transcript has 4 exons.